Messenger RNA from Helobdella robusta, 557 nucleotides. RefSeq lists its product as hypothetical. Bases 1 to 363 code for a protein of 120 amino acids. Lineage: Eukaryota; Metazoa; Annelida; Clitellata; Rhynchobdellida; Glossiphoniidae. The transcript has 4 exons. The record is from RefSeq and is a predicted model, not a curated record.
AUGCCUCAAGGUCAUUAUUUGUUAAGUCCCAUCUGGCAUAGAUGUCUAGACUAUUACGAACUACAUCGAGGCAUCUAUGCAUCUGGAGUACCGUACCUAAUUGAUCUGUUCGCCAAAUAUGUGGGCCUAAGUCCAAAAAAACUUGAGUCAGGGUCGGAUUUAAUGCAAGGCGAGAAAGUGGGCGAUGCAGCGGGAGGUGAUAGCGCGGGGUUUGGCCCGUGGUCGGAGUGGGUGACAACGAAAAUUGAGGACCGUCUGAAGAGAAGUAGAAAGAGGGAAUGCCUGGAUCCAAGUUUGGGUUGCGAUGGCAUCAACGAAGAAGGCACCUACACCAAUUUGAAUUACGGAAGAUUUAUUAGUUGAAAAAUAAACACUCAAUAAAUUAUUUUCUUAAAUUUGUUUUAUUUUUCUUUAGCGAAUAAUACUCUAAAAUUAUGGAUGUUAUUUAAAUGGUGAAGUGGUCAUUGGUCAAGUCUCUUAAAGAUUCUUUUUCGUUUUUUAGUUAUUUUAAUAAGUUGUCUUUGAAAUGCAGUGAAUCGAACUUAUACUAACGAAAA